Molecule: messenger RNA, 1267 nt
Organism: Elaeis guineensis (African oil palm)
Lineage: Eukaryota; Viridiplantae; Streptophyta; Magnoliopsida; Arecales; Arecaceae
Product: transcription factor LAF1-like
Source: RefSeq, a predicted model, not a curated record
GGCAAACCACUGAAUGCCAGUUGCAUGCUAGCAGGACUAGCCACAGCACCAUCUGAUCUCUAGGCAAAUCAAACCCCGAGACGUGCUGUGCAAAGAGUGGCUAAAACUGUCAGAAGACUUCUUCACUCGUUUCUUAUUGCACUGUUUUAUUUCCAUGUAAUUGUUUAAUUUGUUAUUGUGUUCCAAAAACUAUUUAGCCCAGAAUAUAUCGCUCUUUAAAUUGUAGUCCUCUUCUCGGAGUGCACCACAAAGGCUGAGUUAUAUCUCAUACUUGCUCAACCAUCCGUAUUGGAUAGCUGGCCUACAGACAUUUAGCGGCAAUGGGAUGCAAGACAUGUGAAAAGCCAAAGGUAAGCCAUCGAAAGGGGUUGUGGUCGCCGGAUGAGGACCAGAAACUGAGGGAUUACAUCCUCAAGCAUGGCCAUGGCUGCUGGAGCACUGUUCCUGCCAAAGCUGGCUUGCAACGAAAUGGAAAGAGCUGCAGAUUGAGGUGGAUCAACUACCUGAGGCCAGGACUAAAGCGUGGCUUUUUCUCUGCUGAGGAAGAGGCAACAGUUAUAAAGCUUCAUGCCAUAUUGGGCAACAAGUGGUCUCAGAUAGCAAUGCACCUACCAGGGAGAACAGAUAAUGAAGUGAAGAACUACUGGAACUCCUACCUUAAGAAGAAGGUUGUAAAGUUAGGGGGAUCAAAUUCUCAUGCUUCACCAACCAAAUCUCAAGACUCGGUCAACCAAAGCCCAGAGACGAGACAGAUUCCUGAAGAAGAGAAUAAACAAAUUCCAGGCUCUGAUUCUCUUGAACCACUGGAACCACCCAUGCAAAGUAGCAUGGACCAUGAUUCUUUUAAAGGGACACUCCUUCCUCCCUUUCCCAAAGUUCUGUUUGCAGAUUGGUUAUCCAUGGACCAUCCCACCAAUCAGAGCUUGCUAAACUCGGAUGCUGAAAUGAAUUGCCAAUGGGACUCCAAUUCGAAUGCUGAUCUUUUCAAGUAUGGAUCAUUUCAAGCAGAUGGUCCCUCUAGCAGUGAUUUUCUCCAUGGAUUUGGAGACAGCAGCUUCUGUGGGGAGUUUCAGUUGCAGUUUGAGCAUGGAGAUCAGCUCCUGGGAGGUGCAUUUUGCAAUUAUCUGUCGAUGGAUGAGAAUGGGGGUAGUUGUGGCACAAACCAUGAUGCCAUUUAUUGAUUCAUCGCAUAAGAUUAUUAAUGUAGUAAGAACUGAUUGCGAAUAAAUGUGACAUUGACUUUUCUCUUUUUUUUUCCUUUUUUGGU